GCCCUGAGGAGGCGGAGGGAGGGGGUGCAGAGACGGAAAGCGGGGAGGGGAGGUGCCGGCGCCGGCCGGCAGGGGAGGGCGCGGGGAGCGCAGGCCAGCGAGACGCAGAGGAGCCCGGGCGGAGGACAGAUAGCGGGCGGACCUAGGGGGAGGUGCGUGGACCCCAGGAGGUGGAAGCGGCAGGGGCGCUCGGCCUACGACGCGCGGCUGCGCCAGAAGGUGGCAGUGAAGAAGCUGUCGCGGCCCUUCCAGUCUCUGGUCCACGCGCGGAGGACUUACCGCGAGCUGCGGCUGCUCAAACACCUGAAGCACGAGAACGUCAUCGGGCUGCUGGACGUCUUCACGCCAGCCACUUCCAUCGAUGACUUCAGCGAAGUGUACCUGGUCACCACCCUGAUGGGCGCCGACCUGAACAACAUCGUUAAGUGCCAGGCGCUGAGCGACGAGCACGUCCAGUUCCUCAUCUACCAGCUGCUUCGAGGGCUGAAGUACAUCCACUCCGCUGGGAUCAUCCACCGGGACCUGAAGCCCAGCAAUGUGGCGGUGAAUGAGGACUGCGAGCUUAGGAUCCUGGACUUUGGGCUAGCACGCCAGGCUGACGAGGAGAUGACCGGCUACGUGGCCACUCGCUGGUACCGCGCACCUGAGAUCAUGCUCAACUGGAUGCACUACAACCAGACAGUGGACAUCUGGUCUGUGGGCUGCAUCAUGGCCGAGCUGCUCCAGGGAAAGGCCCUCUUCCCAGGAAAUGACUACAUCGACCAGCUGAAGCGCAUCAUGGAGGUGGUGGGCACACCCAGCCCUGAGGUUCUGGCAAAGAUAUCCUCAGAACAUGCCCGGACAUACAUCCAGUCCCUGCCCCCCAUGCCCCAGAAGGACCUCAGGAGCAUCUUCCACGGAGCCAACCCUCUGGCUGUGGACCUCCUGGGAAGGAUGCUGGUGCUGGACAGUGACCAGAGGGUCAGUGCAGCCGAGGCCCUGGCCCAUGCCUAUUUCAGCCAGUACCACGACCCGGACGACGAGCCUGAGGCCGAGCCCUAUGACGAAAGCGUUGAGGCCAAGGAGCGCACAGUGGAGGAGUGGAAGGAGCUCACCUACCAGGAAGUCCUGAGCUUCGAGCCCCCAGAGCCACCGCAGCCACCCAGCAGUCUGGAGACUGGGCAGUGAGGGGAGUGCUGCCCACCAGCCACACGAACUCAAGGAGGGGCCUGAGCCUGCCUGCCCCUAUUCCUCAGACUUCCGGUUCCCACAAGGGGUGUUUCCCAACACCCCGAUGCCCCAGCGGUCCUGAUCCCUGGCUGGGGCCCCCCGGUCUGCACACUGCUCCUUGUGGGGAGUCUGCACACACGUGUGAAUGCACGCAAGUGUGCACGUGUGUGAGCCAUGGAUGCAGGAGUCUGGGCAGAGUGUCCUGGACUUCCUCGGUCCUUCUCCCCCGUCCCAGCAUCCUGGGUCUCCCUUGGGACCUCACUGGGGGACCUGGAUGCCAUAGGGGCUCCUCCUGGGGAAUGUUUCUGUCUCCAGAUCUCCUUAGUCCCAGAGGGCUGUCUCCGGGGGUGGUGGGUUGGGGUCAGGGUCCCCUGGAGACUCAAAGGGAGGGGUCACAGUGGUCUGAGCUGCUCAGCCUGGAAGCCGGGGAAUACUCUGGGAAGUGCUGAGACUUGAUGGUCUGAGAGCUGAGCAGGGCCUUCCCUGGGGGUGGCAGGGUGGGGACAGCCACCACGUGUUAAAUCAGAAAAUUCGCCUGGAGCUGUGUGUUCACCUGUGCUGCGUGUAGCGCAUACGCACUUCAAGGCACGUGCAGGCGUGUGUGACUCUGGGGUCCAACAGCCAGCAGCCUGACCAGCAGGAGGCCUGGAUUGGGGUGGCUGUACUCUUGCCUCCCCUCCCUGCAGUUCCUGAUGCGGGUUGGGAGUGGGGCUGGGAUCCCACUGUGCAUCAUGCAAGGGGCUCAGGUGGGCAAGGGGCAACCAUGCGAACAAGAGCCGGGACUCCCUCCUUGGGUGUGGGAGCUGCAGCAGGUUUCUGAGGACGAGGCACAGUGCCAGCUGGGGAGCUGAUGGGCACAGGGCCUCCCACCUUGAGGACACCAGGAGGAGGGCACACACUGAUGUGGACUUGGACUUGGACCCUGGACCUUGGCCCCACGCUGAUGAAGAAGCUUCUGCCUGCUCUACCUCUGCCCACCCUUUGGCCCUGCAGCCAAGAGCUGGGGUGCUCUGGUCUGUGGGUUGGUCCUCAUCUUCCCUCCUUCCAGGAUGGAACUGACCUAGUAACCUCUGGGACAGGACCCUGCUCCAGACAUUCUUGAUGUGAUUCUCUGUCAGGUGUGUCAGGUGGUGACCUCCCACCUCGCAGGACCCAAGGAGGUCUGAAUGUCAAGUGCCUGCACCAGGGUUUUGCAAUAAAGGGGGUUCCCUCUGGCUCAGCUCA
This is a messenger RNA of Equus caballus (horse), 2433 nucleotides long. The record is from RefSeq and is a predicted model, not a curated record. NCBI's taxonomy places the organism in Eukaryota, Metazoa, Chordata, Mammalia, Perissodactyla, Equidae.